GGUUAGCACACUUUAGGAGAAGGUGGGUAGGAUUUCUGCCAAGCAUGAGGCUAAGGAGGCUAGAGAGCAAGCAGCGCGUGAAGAAGAGGAUAGGAAGAAGCAUGAGCACGAGUUAGAGGAACGUAGGCAGCGUGAGAAGCGAGAACAUGAGGAAUUUCAGGCUUAGAUGAACAGGGAAAUGAACAGCAAGACUGACCGAGUUUGUGAGGCUGUUUCCGCGAAGAAGGGCGGUAACAGUGAUGAGGUGGCUAGGUUGAAGGUUCAGUUGAAGGAGUUGCAGAGAUCUUUGAAUGAGUCCUAUAUUGCUGGAGCUUCUGCCAGGAGCAACGAUGGUGAGGAGGUCGUUAGGCAUAAGGCUGAGGUCGCGGAACUGACGAAACGUGUGAGGGGACCGAUGACGUCAACAUCAACAAAACGUACCAAUGAAGGAGAGGAGCUUGCAGGGUUACGUAGUGAGCAGGCGGACAUGAAAUCUACUCCUGAUCGAAGGUUUGCGGCACUAGAGGACGUCAUUGCAUCGUUGAAAGGAAGGUGUGAGGAGGCUAAGGCGAGUGCUGAGGCACGAUUUAGGCCUCGGAAUACUCCGAUUGAAUCUCCCGAGACCGGAAGGCGGGUCGAUGUGGAACUGAAGGGUAUUGUCGAGAGACACCGAGCGGAUGUGGAUUUGCUUAAGGAGAUGCGUUUGAAAGAAGUCAACGUCAGGAAGGAGUCCAAGCGGGAGGUCGGCAGACUAAAGGAGGCCUUGGCGCGACUUGAGAUGGAGAAACAAGCUAAGGUGCAGGAUUUUACGUUCAAAGCGAGGCUGGAUAAGGUGGCAGGGCCUUCGGCCAGGAAAGACAAAGGUAAGGUGGCAGCGACUCCAGAGGGUAAGAUCAAUGAAAAGGAAGCGUUCAUUCGUGACACAAGAAGGUAGUUGCGAGCAAUGAAGAAGGAAUAAAUUAUAGUUAUUUGCGACAAAGA
Messenger RNA from Chara braunii, 960 nucleotides. The record is from the annotation of a GenBank genome assembly. Lineage: Eukaryota; Viridiplantae; Streptophyta; Charophyceae; Charales; Characeae.